AUCUGUAUUUUUUUCGUAUAAUCUUCAAUAUUGUGUUUAUAAUUUCAGGAUGCCGGACCAAGAGUUUGACCAUGAGAGGGAUCUCCUCGCGUUUAAAGACUGGCUUGUGAAGCAGCCCCAUCUACCUCACGAAGUCGACGAGAUCCUGCUCCGCCGUUUCCUACACAGCUGCCGCUACAGCAUCGAGCGGGCGAAGCGCACCCUCGACCUGUUCUUCACCAUCCGCUCCAAUGCCCCUGAGCUGUUCUGUAAAAGAGACCCUUGGGCACCAGAGAUAAGACGCGUCUUUGAAAUUACAGACCUGUUGCCUCUUCCCAAUAAAACAAAAGAAAACUACCGGAUUUUCAUCUACCGCCUCAACAACCCCGACCUGGACCUGUUCACGUUCGUGGACGCCGUGAAGACAUUCUUCAUGCUGGCUGACACCAGGCUGACGGAAGAGGAUGAUAUUCCGGCUGGAGAAAUACCAAUAUUCGACGCCGCCAACGUCUCCUUGAAGUUCAUCGGCAAAGUGAACUUGUCUGUGCUACGGAAAUAUAUGAUGUACACACAAGAAGCAAUGCCCAUCAGACUGAAGCAGGUCCACGUGAUCAACGCUCCGUCCUACAUCAAUAAGAUUCACGCACUCUGCAAACCCUUCCUCAAGGCGGAGGUCGCUAAAUUGAUAAAGUUCCACGAACCAAAGACAGAGACACUCUACAAGGACAUCCCACGGGAGCUGCUGCCAGAGGAGUUCGGCGGCAACGCGGGCACCAUCGAGCAGAUCAAGAGACACUGGAUCAAAAAGAUUGAGGCCAAGAGAGAUUGGUUCCUGACCAACGACCAGCGGUGGGCGGUGGACGAAUCCUCGAGACCCUCCAGCUGCAAGGAGACCGCAGACAAAGUCAAAGACCUACCCGGCUCCUUCAGGACGUUAGCUUUAGAUUGAUAUACCAUCCAAAUACUGGAUGAUGGUAA
Messenger RNA from Cydia splendana, 957 nucleotides. Its product is annotated as alpha-tocopherol transfer protein-like. Bases 50 to 928 code for a protein of 292 amino acids. Gene Ontology annotation, molecular function: phosphatidylinositol bisphosphate binding. The record is from RefSeq and is a predicted model, not a curated record. The transcript has 6 exons. Gene Ontology annotation, cellular component: membrane. Lineage: Eukaryota; Metazoa; Arthropoda; Insecta; Lepidoptera; Tortricidae.